Cheilinus undulatus (humphead wrasse) is the source of this 2825-nucleotide messenger RNA. RefSeq names its product isthmin 1 (gene ism1). The coding region runs from base 674 to 2044 and encodes 456 amino acids. The record is from RefSeq and is a predicted model, not a curated record. Gene Ontology annotation, biological process: negative regulation of angiogenesis. The transcript has 6 exons. Lineage: Eukaryota; Metazoa; Chordata; Actinopteri; Labriformes; Labridae.
GGCCCUCCUCUGAUACGCUGUGACUUGUUUCCUCCUGGAAGACUCGGCAGAGACGCGCACAAGUCCGCGUCCUCCUUUUGGUGGACCCAGAGUCUGCAGCAGAAUGGACGAGGACUCUUCCUGAACUCUGAAGACUGACUUCUGAAACUACCUGGACUUUUGGCGUGGGAUAGCGCAGAAUGUGGACGAGGCGAGGUCUGCGUAAAGCUUCAGAGGUGGAAGAGAGGAAGAGUGAAGUGUGAGGCUAAAAUGUGGAGGGGACACCGAGGGGCAAGUUUCAUGAGUUUGGAGAUCUGAGGGCGCACCAAGAGGAGGGAAGAGUUCUCUGCGCUCUGGAUCAGCUCUGGAGACUUCACUGACAGAUUAAUGCGUUAACGCUCAUCCAAUCUGGUUUCAAAUCAAACUAAAUGAACAAUCAGCGAGAGGGGAUGAUCUGAAUCUGGGACGCUCUCAAAGUUUACUCCUCUGGGAAUCUAUCUCCAAGGUAUCCGUCUACCUCCUCUUCCUCUCUUUUCCCUUCAUUUUUGUUGUUGUGAUCCCCGAAGUGGCUCCGAAGUGGUGUUGCGGCUCCUCGUCCCCGGCGGAUCCGGAGAUUGGAGUCUCUGCAGCGGGAGGAGUUGGAGUGGGAGCUCCGGUCACAGCGCAGGCUCCAAAGAGCGGCCGCGUAAAAAGGAUGGUUCGUCUGACGGCGGAGCUGCUGCUGCUGCUGGGACUCCUUCUCCUCACCUUACACAUCACGGUGCUGCGGAGCUCCCCGCUGCAGCAGGGGAACGGAACUGAGAGCCUGGACCAGGACGCAGCGCUGACAGAGAACAAUAUAAAUGCAAAAAGCAGCUCCUCAGCCCAGCUGGCUCCCGAAGACCGGAGAUCCGGUCCUGAACACCGGCUGACCCACCGGCCUGCCACCCUCCCCUGGGCACAGGGCAGCAACAUGCACCGAGACGGCCCGGGGGCUUUCCUCCUCGAUCUGCACAACUUCCCCGACCUCUCCAAAGCAGAUAUCAAUGGACAGAACCCCAACAUACAGGUGACCAUUGAAGUGGUGGACGGACUGGAGAGCCAUGAGCCAGAAAAAGGCCUCCGAAAGGAAAGCAAGCCCAGCUGGGCGUCUCCUAACUGGAGGAACUGGUGGCCUCGCUCUUCUUCACCCUCCUCCUCUUCUACCCAUCAAAACGAGGAACACGAUCGCUCGUACGGGAGCAACGGCGAGGACAGCAACUUCCUCCGGCCGUCGGCAGACUGGGACAGGAGAGGAGGCACCGGGGGAGGAAGCAAAACCCAAAGUGAAUACGAUUAUAUGGACGGAGAGGGGGACUGGAGUAACUGGACGGCGUGCAGUGUCACCUGUGGAAACGGGAACCAGAAGAGAACGCGGUCGUGUGGUUACGCCUGUACAGCCACUGAGUCCAGAACCUGUGACAUGCCAAACUGCCCAGGUAUUGAAGACGCCUUCAAGACUGCAGCGACUGAAGUGAGCCUGUUAGCUGGAACAGAUGAGUUCAAUGCCACGGAGCUCUUUGGUGUUGACACAGACAGCUGUGAGCGAUGGAUGAACUGCAAGAGCGACUUCUUGAAGAAGUACAUGACCAAAGUGGCGAACGACCUCCCCAGCUGCCCCUGCUCUUACCCGACUGAGGUGGCCUACAGCACGGCAGACGUACACGACCCUCCCACUCGCAGAGAUUUCCGAUGGAAGGACGCCAGUGGGCCCAAAGAGAAGCUGGAGAUUUACAAGCCGACGGCCCGUUACUGCAUCCGCUCCAUGCUGACGCUGGAGUCCACCACUCUGGCAGCUCAGCACUGCUGCUACGACGACAGCAUGAAGCUCAUCACGCGGGGCAAAGGAGCCGGGACGCCGAACCUCAUCAGUACCGAGUUCUCGGCUGAUCUGCACUACAAGGUGGACAUCCUACCGUGGAUCAUCUGCAAAGGAGACUGGAGCCGCUACAACCAGGCAAGGCCGCCAAACAACGGACAGAAGUGUCCUGAAAACCCGCAGGACGAGGACUACUACAAACAGUUUGAGGAAGCGAGGGAGUUCUAGCCUGCUGCAGAGAGAACGGAGGAAAAACACUGCGUAAAUAUUCAGCUAAACCUCAGAAAUGGUGCUGAAACCAUUUUUUAUUUUUCUAACGUGAACUUUUUGGCUCUGAGGAACAAGACUUAGGCUCUUUUGAACUAGGACUAAAAAUCCCCGGAGUCACAAGAAACUUUGACAUAAAUGGGCACAAACUUUGCUUUGUUUUUUAACAUUUUUAUAAAACAUGCCUCUGAAAAAUGACGGAAAAUGUCUCCAGUAAUGUUCUACCAAUAUAACUCUUAAAGAUUUGGUCACUAAAGGGAGUUUUUUUAUUCUAAAAAAGGGAAGAUUAUUAUUUUAGAAAUGUUCGUUUAGAUUGAUUUAAUGUUUGUCGCCAUAGGUUGUCCAUGUUCAGUGAAUCAGAGAGGUCUCCCAUUUUUUCAGUCACAAUACCCAGGUCCUCAUGUAUGCUUGUGAGUUUAUUUAGCAUGCACAUUCUUUUGUUUUUACAGUUAAUUUCCAUCCAUGUCCCCCAUGUCUGUGAGGCAGAUCUUUGUAAAAAUCUUGCAUUAUUUUUGUAAAGUAUUUAUUAAGUUGUAGCUGUGUCUGAGUUGGUUGUCUUUGACUGUGGUUUCUGAUAACUCCUAUGGCUGAAUGCUAACUUGAGAUUCCUCUCUAGCUCAAACUUUUAUUCAUCUCUCAAGUUAGGAUUAAACCGUUAUCGAGCAUAAAGAAUGUGUGGAUUUAUCUGUAUGGAAAGAUCUUUGAGAUAUAAGUCUAUUAAUAAAUUUUUAAAAAGCCAAUG